Molecule: messenger RNA, 5337 nt
Organism: Lemur catta (Ring-tailed lemur)
Lineage: Eukaryota; Metazoa; Chordata; Mammalia; Primates; Lemuridae
Gene: ARL5A
Product: ADP ribosylation factor like GTPase 5A
Exons: 6
Coding region: 345-884 (179 amino acids)
Biological process (GO): intracellular protein transport; vesicle-mediated transport; protein localization to Golgi membrane
Cellular component (GO): cytoplasm; trans-Golgi network
Molecular function (GO): GTPase activity; GTP binding
Source: RefSeq, a predicted model, not a curated record
GUCCCGCCCGCCCCGCCCCUUCGCCUCCCCCGCCCGCGUGGUCGCCGCCGCCGCUGCCGCCCGACAGGAGCUGGGGGAGGACGGUGGCCCGCGAGGCUCCUCGCAGACAACGCGGCGGCGAUGUCCGCGAGCCAGGCGAGUGCCGCGGCGGCAGCGGCGGGGCCUCGCGCGCGGCAGGGCGGCCUGGGCUUCGGCCUCCCUUCGGUUCCCUGGAAGCGGGCCGGCGGCCAGCGCGGGAGCAGCAGCAGAGGCGGAGGCCCCAGCGCGUCUCUCUCCUCCCCCUCAGCCUGAGCCAGGGGAGGCCAGGCGGCCCGGGUGGCUGGAGGGGGGUCCGCUGCCCGAGAAUGGGAAUUCUCUUCACCAGGAUAUGGAGACUGUUCAAUCACCAGGAGCACAAAGUUAUCAUUGUUGGGCUGGAUAAUGCAGGGAAAACUACUAUACUUUACCAAUUUUCUAUGAAUGAAGUUGUGCAUACAUCCCCUACAAUAGGAAGUAAUGUAGAAGAGAUAGUGAUUAAUAAUACACGUUUCCUAAUGUGGGAUAUUGGUGGCCAAGAAUCUCUUCGUUCUUCCUGGAACACUUACUAUACUAACACAGAGUUUGUAAUAGUUGUUGUGGACAGUACAGACAGAGAGAGGAUUUCUGUAACUAGAGAAGAACUCUAUAAAAUGUUAGCACAUGAGGACCUAAGGAAAGCUGGAUUGCUGAUUUUUGCUAAUAAACAAGAUGUUAAGGAAUGUAUGACUGUAGCGGAAAUCUCCCAGUUUUUGAAGCUAACUUCUAUCAAAGAUCACCAGUGGCAUAUCCAGGCAUGCUGUGCUCUUACUGGCGAAGGAUUGUGCCAAGGACUUGAAUGGAUGAUGUCACGACUUAAGAUUAGAUGAUCUCUACUGACCUCUUCUCAUAGACUUUGUAUAAAUGAAGUGCUGGACUUUACCUGAAAGCUGCAAAAAUUAAUGGUUUAGAUAUAUUUAUAAUAAACUGAUUUAAAUUUUUUCUAUAAGAAGAAAAAUUAAGACCACUUAUUUGAAAUCAAAGAUGAAGUCUCACCUUCCAAUUUGCUUUCUCAUUAGUUCCUUCCAAAGUAAGUUAUUAAAGCUGUGACUGACAUUUUUCUCAUAAUGAAUCCUCUCAGGACAUUGUGUAGCCAGUGGUAAGUAAAAGGGAGAGGAAGACUUUAAGAGCUUUAUUAUCAGUAUAAGCCUCCCUAGUUGAAUGUUUUCUUCUUGUUCCAUUAAGUCAAAAUACAAAUCAGCACAGAUAUUCAGUUUCCAAUAUUUUAAAAUGUAAUGUUACUUAUAAAAAGUAUUUUGUAUAAGGUUGUGUAUGUAUUGUGUAUAUACCUCACGUUCAAGUUAAUGGCUUUGAUUUAUGUUCUAAAGAAAAGCAAAUAAUACAAAAAUUAAUAAUAUCCUUACUUAUAACCAUAAUGAGAUAAGUACUGGCAUUGGUGUUAAGUGCCAUUUUGUACUCUCCCCUUAUGUUCUCUGUAUUGUAUUAACCAACCCCCAAAAUCAUUGAGCUGCUCUUAAAAAAAAAAAAGGAAAAGGAUAAAGCUUGACAUUGUGUACCUGUUUUUUGUUGUUGUUGUUGAUCAAUCACACACAUGGAAAUGUACUUCAGCUGAGUGGAGUAUCUUAUCAAAUUCUUGACUUAGUAUUACUAAUGGGCAGAAUUACACAGUGAGCAAUUAUCAGAUUAUUCCUUUUAUUGGUCCUUAUGACAUCUAAAUUACUGAAUAAGUUAUUAAUCAGUUAAUCAUAAAUUGUGAUUAAAAUUAUCAAAUGAAUUCUUAGCAUUAAUCAAAAACUGUGUGAAACAUGUCUACCUAGAGAAGUAACACUCUACAAAUAUCACUAAAUAAUUUAGCUAGAGUCUUAUUAAGCAUUAAAUUAUGUGUCAAAUAGUCAAAGUCAAUUUGAGAGUAAAAGUAAGGUAAACUUUCCAAGGAACGUUGAUAAUUUCUUAAUUUGCAAAUUUUUGAUUGCUUAUUUUAGGACUUGGGAUUGUUUGAGAUUUUUUGUUUCUAUUCUUAUAUCUUCUUCUACCACAUAAAUACAUUGUUUGACAAUUACAGAAUGCAAAUAUUUUUAAAUGCUUUUAAGAAUUUGGUAUAAAAAUUGGUGCAAUGUAUUAUUUGUACUAAGAAGUAACUUGACCCAAAAUACCUUUUAUAUUUGCUUAGGGUAUUUUUUUUCCAGUAUCUGAAAGUCACAGAUAUUUCUGUCACAAUUGUAAACAACUUUAUCCUAACUGUGUUAAAACAUAUUCUUGGGUACUCUAUCUGUAUUUCUUUCAUGCCCUGAAAGUCUAAAAGCUGAUCCAAACUGACAUGUUUUAGAAUAUUUAAGAAAAAAGAAACCCUACUUUUAAUACCAGCCUUUUAAAUUUCAUGAAGAUUUUGAUGAGGAAUAAUGACAAACACUUUCAAAGUUCCCUUCUAUAAAAUGUAAAAUACCCAGUGUCGAUCCAUGGGAGAUCAGCAUUUAACAUUGGAUGUUUUGUGUUUUAUAUUUAUAUUGUUCAAAAUGCAAACAUAACAUUUAAUAUUUGUCAACAUGCUUUUUACAAAAGUAAAUCCUGUAUUGCUAAGUUUUGCUAUAUGUUCUCAUACUUUUUCAAAUCACUAUAAGAAAUUACUUGAUGUUUAUUAAAAAUCCCCUUAGAAACCCAAAUUUAUUUUAUAGUUUCAUUAGAGACAAAUAUUUUGUGAAAUAGCCCAGAAAGUCUACACCUGUGUUCUUUUUAUUUUUUAAUUUGAAUAAUCAUGUGCUUAGUCCCUUGGACUGCUGCCACAUCAGUUUAACAUGAUACUAGCACAUUCCCUUGUCAUAAAGGUGUUGGCUAAAAUUUAUUCUUAAUUGGAUGUUUAAAGCAUGCACUGCAUUGUUACAGUUGGUUUAGUGUAUUAGAUUAUUGACAUGACAUCAUGAGAAUGCAUGAAAUCUUAUACCACAUUUAUAAGACAUGGUUUUGUUUUCUAUCCUUCUAAGCUAAGCAUUAAAAAUAAGGUGAUAUCUGUGUACCUGUACAUAAAACCAAAAUUAUAGCUGGGAAAAAGAUUUAAAUUUAUAUAUGAAAAUAUCAAAAUCAUUUUAACAGUAUUACUUUCAAAUAAGAUGGAGAGUCUCAUGAAUAGUCAUAUUGACAAUUUGUAUGUAGUUUAAGUGGAAUGAAGCAAAAGGCAAUGUUUUUGGAUUUUUAAUAUGCUACUUUUGGAUGUAAACAAACAUUUAGGGUUAGUGUGCUCAGCUUUGAGAAGAACAAAAAUUCAUACUUAUGUACAUGUGGCUAAAUUUAAAUAUCCUGUUUUUGAUACUAAUUUUGAAAGUCAUAAAACUUCUUUUGAUAUCUUGGUAAAAGUAAUCAUAUACUGUAAGCAUUUAAACAUGUUUAAUUUUGUCAUAAUAGCAUUUAUAAAGUACAUCCUACACAUUAUAUUGAGGGUUCUCGUUUGAAAUUUUUAAUACUCUUUAUCUUCCCAGCAUAUCUUGGCCCUCAUGAUGGGCAAAGAAUACAAUGAAAGCAGGUGGAUUAGGGGUUAGUGGGGAGUGGGUAGGGGAUCAUUUUCUUAUAUGACAUUUUUGCCUUAAGAAUAAAAAAGUGCUUUAGCACUGCUGGCUGGCAUUUUUAAUGCAGGUAGUGAAAGUGAUUUUAGAAGUGUGGCAUGAAAAAGAGGGAAGGGGAGUUUCUAUUUUCUGGCCUUUUAGAAGUGCCUAGUAGGUAGUUAUAGUGAGUCAUAGAGAAGUGCACAGAGCUUGAGGAAAGGCAUGAAGUCCCUGAGAUGUUCUUUUCCUUAGUGUAUAAUAUUAAGAUGCCUAGAAAUGGGACUCUAUUGUCCCUUCUUGUAUAGGCACUUUACAUUUCUUGCUGUGACUGCAGCAACCACAUACAGUACAGACAACCUCAAAAGCUGUUUAUAUUAGUGUAAAUAGAAAAAACUGUAGAGAAAUUUCUAAUUUUCUCUAUGGGCAUUUGUGGGAAUGUAUGUGUAGUAUGCACUACUUUGUAUAUAGGGAAUAGCACCACAUCAUAGGUUGUCUGUGAACUUUGGGGUCGUCUUCUCUCAGUUGCCCAGUUGUAUCCUGGCAUCAGUCCCUUUUUCAAGACUGGAUAGAGACAAGAUUUCUUGACAUGAGUUAACUUUGACCCCUCCCACUAUGCAAAUAUAAUCUGGAACUUAUUACUUCAGAAUAGACGUUCCUAUAGUUCAGCUAUCCCUUAUUCUCUUGUACCUUUAAUCACUAUCAAUGAAGAUACCUCAUCUCACUCCUGGAGGUGUUCUAAACUUUGCCUAUAAACAUUGUUCCCCAAAUCACUAAUUUCUAAAUAGCUUCUCUAGUUUCUAAGUAGCUGCUCUUGCUAUCUUCUCACUACUGGCUUUAUUUACAGAUUUGGACUUUGCUCAUUACAGAGCAUUGUCAGAGUUGUUGAGUUCAUCAAAAGAUCAGCUUGCAGUAUAUGUAGCAUAAAUAUGCCAGUAGUAGAAUUCUGUAAAUUAUGCUAUAUUUAACAUUUUAAUGCUUCUUAGUUUAACUCCAUAUGCUAAGAAGUAGAUUCAUAAACAAAAGAAAAAUACCUAGACUCUGCCAGCUCCUUGAGCUACUAAUUAGGCAUGGAGAGGAUUAAGCUAUAUGUGAAUUAUCUUCCCAUUACCAAGAAUGGUUAUGUUUCAGAGAAUACGAGUUCAAACAGUUUGAGUUGGAAAAAGAUGUCAAACCAAAUUUAUAUGUAAUAUUUAACCUAAGGACAUCUUUAAAACUAUUGCCCACAUUCCAUUUUUUUCCUCAUAUUUACUUAAAGAUCAAAGAUAAACAUUAGAUAUCUGAAGGAAUUAGUGAUGAAUAGCCUAUUUUACAAAAUAAACCUGUUGAAAUGGGCUUUAAAAGACAAAAAUAACCAGCUGUCAUGCAUUGACUGUGUAGAUGCAAACAUAACAGAAAAUAUGUCUCUAAAGCUCCAGUUAUACAAAAAUGAAACUUCUAUAUCAUGUUCCCUCAAAGAAUGUAUGAUAGAUUAUUUUAAGACCAUGAUGGUGGAGUAAAAAAAGCUAAAAUUUAAAAUUUUGGAUACUAAAAAGUGACUGCUUCUAUUUAACCUUAAAAUCAUGUAGAAUUGUGAAGAAAUGUAACAGGAUAAAGUUGGAUUAGUUAUGCAAUACUAAUCAAUUGUCUAACCUUUGUGUAUUCUAAAAAGUAAAGUUUAAAUCUUUAUAGCUUGCUAGAUAUGCUGUUUUUUGGUAGAAAAUUCCCAUGGUCUGUACUAAAAAAGUGCCUAAAAAUUGAUUUGUGUUGAUUUUUAAGUCCAUCUAAUAAAUUAUAUAUGUUUUCUAUGGUA